Molecule: messenger RNA, 1499 nt
Organism: Pollicipes pollicipes
Lineage: Eukaryota; Metazoa; Arthropoda; Thecostraca; Pollicipedomorpha; Pollicipedidae
Product: protein timeless
Biological process (GO): DNA replication checkpoint signaling; replication fork arrest; DNA repair
Cellular component (GO): replication fork protection complex
Molecular function (GO): DNA binding
Source: RefSeq, a predicted model, not a curated record
CUCAAGUUAUCCGGCGCGGCUCCGGCGCCAUGCGACCCGUGCCACCGGCUGCUGCACGUAAUGCGUGCCAAGGCGCGCAAGAUCCUGGCGCUGGUGGCGCGCGACCCGUCCCAGACGGACGUGGACACGGUGCUCACCGAGUUCACCAUCAAGUUCCUGCUGACCGGCUGCGCCCACUUGGUCUCGGCGCUGAUGUCCAGUCUUCCGGACAAGACGGACAAGUCGCACCUGUACUGGGUCAUCGUCUACUUCAUGAAGCCAAUCACUGAGCUGCGCAUCAGCUAUGUCCAUAUCAGGUCGCUGGUCUCAGCGGACCUGCUGAUGCUGCUCACGUACGAGGCCAGCCGGCUGGUGGGGGUCGGGGCGAACCAGCUCAGCAGCCCCACGGAACGGUUCCACUGCCAGCGCCAGCUGCACAUGUCAUCAAGCACUACACCGACCUGCUCAGGUUCCACGCCACCAACCCGCCAGUGUUGAACGACGCCAUCUUCACCAUCCUGCACCACGUGGCGGGCGACGUGGGCAGGAUCGAGCUGCUCAUCCAGCCGUCCGUGCUGAGGAUCUUCUCCGACAUCUUGACCUCGCAGUUGCCCCUGCUGCAGGACUGGCUGGAGCUGAUUGAGCACACUAUCCAGCGCUUCAUCGAGAAACAGGGGGGUCCUGGGCGCGCCGCCCUUCCGGCGGACGCCUCCAUAGCGCGAUCCUCCACGCUCGGCGGCCCGGUGCUCUGUCUGGAGGAGGCCGUCUCGGAGAGUCUGCAGCGACUGUUGGUGGGCGGCGCCGGCCGGCUGACCGCCGCCUGUGGGCAGCUGCAGCGCGAGAGCGGUGUCACUGUCAGCCCGCGCUGGGCGCUCGACAAGCUGCGCGCCCUCGAGCUGGUGUCGCCGCAGCAGUACCUCGAGCUCAGGGAACGGCUGGUCGACGGUGGCGACGACGAGUCGACGCCGGAGAGCCCGGACAGGACGUGGGCUAGCCCGGCCCUGGACCUGACGGACCCGGCCGCCCGCCGCCAGCUGCUCGACCACCCGGCCGUCGGCUUCCUGAUCGACUAUGCGCGGCGUGAGCUGGGCGUCGCCAGCCUGAGCUGGCUGCAGCGCGAGCUGCUGGAGGUGUGUCUGGCGCGUAUGCGGCCGUCCUCGACCGACGUCGAGCCGGUGCCGCUCUUCAGCCACCUGCACGGCAAGCCCAGCCCGCUGGUGCCGCUGGCCAAGGCGCACGUGCGCGCCGUCAACUCGGCCGUGUUCCUGCGCCUGCUGCGGCUGCUGCGCUUACAGGUGCCGACAACAGACUGCGUGUACCCCACGGUGCCCGUCUCGCUGCCCGCCAGCUAUCUUUUCGCCGUGGCGCAGAAGGUGGCGCCGCUGGAUCCAGCGUCGCUCAAGUUCGACCCCGCGGAGCUGUCGCGGGCCGCGCCAGCCGCGUGCGUCGUGGGCGCACCUCGUGCCGCACCGUGUCUCGUGCCGCACCGCGCCGUUUCGGUGCUGAGCCUCCAUACCUGA